AUGGACGCGUGUGCGGACAGCGGUCCGGCGAAGCGCGCGGAGAUAUACACGUACGAGGCGCCGUGGCCCGUCUACAGCAUGAACUGGAGCGUGCGUCCCGACAAAAAUUUCCGCCUCGCCGUCGGAAGCUUCAUAGAAGAUUACCGGAAUAAGGUGGAGAUAGUCCAGCUAGACGACAACACAGGCGAGCUGAGGAGCGACCCGCGCCUGACGUUCGACCACCCGUACCCGCCCACCAAGCUCAUGUUCGUCCCGGGCCGCGACGCUGCCCGCCCGGACCUGCUCGCCACGUCCGGCGACUUCCUGAGGAUUUGGCAGAUCACAGACGACGGCGUGCGCAUGCGCAGCGUACUCAACAACAACAAGAACAGCGAGUUCUGUGCGCCGCUCACCUCCUUCGACUGGAACGAGUCCGAACCAAGGAGGCUCGGGACGUCCAGCAUCGACACCACGUGCACCAUAUGGGACAUGGAGAAGGAGGUGGUGGACACACAGCUCAUUGCUCACGACAAGGAGGUCUACGAUAUCGCCUGGGGGGGAGUUGGCCUCUUCGCCUCCGUCUCAGCUGACGGGUCAGUGAGGGUGUUUGAUCUGCGGGACAAGGAGCACAGCACCAUCAUCUACGAGAGCCCCCAGCCAGAGACACCUCUGCUGCGCCUGGGGUGGAACAAGCAGGACCCGCGCUACAUGGCAACCAUUCUCAUGGACUCGCCCAAAGUGGUCAUCCUCGAUAUAAGAUUCCCCACUUUGCCAGUGGCGGAGCUACAGCGCCAUCAGGCAUGUGUGAAUGCAAUUGCAUGGGCACCACACAGUUCAUGUCACAUCUGUACAGCAGGAGAUGACGCCCAAGCUCUGAUCUGGGACCUGUCCACCAUGGCCCAGCCUGUGGAAGGAGGGUUGGACCCCAUUUUGGCCUACACUGCUGGUGCAGAGAUUAAUCAGCUACAGUGGUCAUCUCUGCAGUCAGAUUGGGUUGCUAUAGCCUACGCAACAAAAUUGCAGAUCCUGAGAGUGUAA
Molecule: messenger RNA, 1017 nt
Organism: Closterium sp. NIES-65
Lineage: Eukaryota; Viridiplantae; Streptophyta; Zygnematophyceae; Desmidiales; Closteriaceae
Source: the annotation of a GenBank genome assembly